This is a messenger RNA of Monosiga brevicollis MX1, 414 nucleotides long. RefSeq lists its product as uncharacterized. The coding region runs from base 1 to 414 and encodes 137 amino acids. The transcript has 2 exons. The record is from RefSeq and is a predicted model, not a curated record. NCBI's taxonomy places the organism in Eukaryota, Choanoflagellata, Craspedida, Salpingoecidae.
AUGUUGAGUGUGUGUGUGUGUGUGUGUGUGUGUGUGUGUGUGUGUGUGUGUGUGUGUGUGUGUGUGUGUGUGUGUGUGUGUGUGUGUGUGUGUGUGUGUGUGUGUGUGUGCGUGUUGCUAGAACAAUUGGUCCUUGGGCUAGAUCUCUGCCUCUUUGGGCCCUUCGUGACACACCAAAUGCACGAGAGGGAGCAGAAAACAACACCAUCCGUGUAUCAAUUAGACGCGCCCAAGACUCUAUACCGCCUGGACAACCACCAUGCACACACGGUCAUUCACCGAGUCGCACACACCAAGUCGCAUCCACCCGAGCCGCAUACCCCAAGUCGCAUCAACCCGGGUCGCUGCCAGUUGGUGACCCUCAUUCUCAAUUAUGGAGGAAAAACAGCAGCUUCUGCUGCUGCUGUUGUGUGA